GGGAAAUUUGAAUUUAUAUUCAUUAAUUGUUUUAUUUAAUCUUAUUUUAACUUGACUAUCAAUUGAAUAUUGCUUCUUUACUUAUUAUUGAAUAUCAAUUGCGAUAAUGUACCAAAAGAAAUCUUUACAAUAUAAUCAGAAAAAUCAAUACAUUUCUAUCUUUUUGGCCUCCAUCUUUGAUGCGUCACGGGAGGCCAUAUUGAAUAAUUGAAAUUUUAUAACUUUACAGCUUAUUACAUAUCAAAACUCGAUUGAAUUAAUUUUGCUUAUACAAUCUGAUAUUAUUUAAAAAGAAAUCGAAAUAACAUAACAUCUCCUUAGCAAGAAAUUUCGUUAUUUAUGACCUGGAUAUUUCGAUCACAGCACCAUCUAGUGUGCUUGUUUAGAAUUCAUUAAGUAUUCCAGCGCGCUUUAUAUGCGUAGAGAGAUUUUGGUGAAUAUUGAAGAAUAACUGGAUGUAAUUUGUGAAUUUAUCCUGGGAACUAUAUUUUAAAGUCUGCACAUCUAAAAUUCGUAUAAAUUUGUGAAAAGUGAUUUGAAUUUCGACUUCUAGUAAAAUUAUAGUUGCAAGUUGUCAUGGCGGAUUAAUCGUCGACCAAUAGGAUCGCUGGAAGCUUCGGUUGUUAGGUGUUCUUUUUCACUUUGCAAUACGCGUCAGUUAUCUAUUUUGUACAUGCUUUGUUAGAAAUAUGUGAUUUGGACAUCAAAUUGUUUCAAGAGGAUUAUACCUAUGCAAGAUGAGGAGACUUCGUGAACCGCUGUUGUGAAAUAAUAAACAAUUAUGAAUUCUGUGUUGAUCACGUGACGUAGCCAUAGUUAUAUGGCGAGAACAUCGUAACAGCGACCAUGAAUCGUUCCAAGUGAAAUUUGACAUUCGAGUUUGUAUACAAGUUUGUUUUUGUAAUCUACCACGUGUACUAUAUCCAAUAAUAAUUGACAGAUCAUUAAAAGAAUGUCAACAAGGGGUAUGAAGAAAAGGGGGCGGCCCCCUAAAGUCCAAGUAGCAGAAAGACCCCGUAAAUUUCAGAUACAUUUGCUUAAAAAACCAAAAUAUCUUUUAAAUUAUAGUAAAGGAUCAGAAUCUCAAGUAAGUACACCAAAUGCUUCUAGAGCUUCUUCUCCACAAGAAAGUGAAGCCAGUAGAAGAAGCAGUAAUAGAAUUAGAAGGAAAGAUGGGUUUAGAAGUAAAAAAGGAGGAUUUUCUGGUUCAGCAUAUCAAAGGAGAGGAUAUAAUACAACAAAUGAAUACAAUGACACAGAUUACCAUUAUGGUUCAGAUUUUGGUGAUGACUCCAGUGAUAAAAGUGAAAUUGAAGAUGAAAUUGGUGUUAGUAAUAGUGAUUCAGAAGACUCAGUUGGUGACCCAUCAAGUGACAGUGAUUUUUCCCUUAGUAGUUUUAGUACAACUGGUGGUACAACAAGAAGGACUCUUUCAGGUGCUCCAAGGCCACCAACACCGGAACCUUUAUGGUUGCAAAAUAAAGAGUUACCGCAGUUGGUUCUACCAAAAUCAUCAGAUGAUUUAUUAAUACCAAAAGAUAAAGUGAUGACAGCAUUAAGUGUAUAUGAAGUUUUGAGGCAUUUCAGGAAUUUGGUACGACUUUCACCAUUCAGGUUUGAAGAUUUUUGUUCUGCUUUAGUAUGUGAAGACCAAAGUAGCUUACUAUCAGAGAUUCACAUUAUGUUGUUGAAGGCGUUGCUGAGAGAAGAGGAUUCACAGCAGACACAUUUCGGACCCCUAGAUCAAAAGGACAGUGUAAAUGUUUCUUUGUUUUUGAUAGACUAUAUAACAUACCCUGAAGUGUUACGGGCCUAUGUAGAAAGUGAUAAAACCUUUGAUCAAAAUGUUUUGAGCAUCUUAACUAAUACAGAUUAUCCAUACACAACUCUAGACGACAGAUUGAAGAUUCUACAGUUCUUGACUGAUCAGUUUCUAACCACAAAUCCAGUAAGGGAUGAUCUUUUGAGUGAAGUUCCUAUGCACUAUGAUGACCAUUGUCGGGUUUGUCAUAAACUGGGUGACUUGUUGUGCUGUGAAACUUGUCCAGCAGUUUACCAUCUUGAGUGUGUGGAUCCUCCAUUGGUCAAUGUACCCGAGGAAGACUGGCAGUGUGGUAUUUGCCGAUCGCAUAAGGUGUCGGGAGUUGUGGACUGCGUUUUGGAUGCAGAGAAACAAGGUCAACUUUCACGUCAAGAGCCAUUUGGCUAUGACAGACACGGAAGGAAAUACUACUUCUUAUGCAGAAGGGUUAUUGUCGAAAAUGAUGAAGGGGAGAUAUGGUAUUACACAACUCCAACGCAGUUUGAACAGUUGACAAAAAUAUUGGAUUCGAAAGACAUGGAAGCUUCUCUGUGCAGGGAGUUGAAUGAUUUUAAAGAUGAAAUCAUCAGGCAGAUGGAGCUCACUGAAAAACUGACUAAUCAGUAUAAAGGCAACAGAAAGACUUAUUUGGAGGCUGAAAAUGCGCUGAUCGUUAAAGCCCUCAAAGAAAAAGAGGAAAAACUAGAGGCUGAGAGGAAAGAAAAGGAGCGUCAGAACGCCGAAGAUAUGGUGGCUAAAAUGCACGAAGAGGUGUCCCCCUCGGAAGUAGUCAUCGAAAGCACACAAGCCCCCGUUCCCAUGGAAAUCGAAACUGCUAACAACAGCGUGCAGGACAUAUUGGAGAACGAUAAAUCCUUGUAUAAAAACUCGAAGGAAAAUGACGAAGACAAGGAUAUCGUAACGACCAGAUCAAAGACCGGAUCGUUGACACCAAGAAUGUUCAACAUAGAGGAACUGAGGAGGAGGAACACCGCCAUAUUGAACAGAGACGACGUCGAUAAAUCGGACGACGUCUCCAGAAUGACGCGUUUGAAAUCGUCCCAAAUCGCCAACGGCACCUACCUCUACAAGUUGGGGAUGGAAAACACUUUCCGAAGUUACGUAAACCAGUUCACCACCAACAUCAUAGCCUUGAACAAGCCCCAGAGGAACGAGGAAAGGGACAAGAAGCGUCAUCUCUCCCACAAGUUCUCCCUGACGACAGCUUCGGAGUUCAAGUGGAUGGGUGGCCUAAGCGGCAGCAAAACCGUGCUGACCACCACCCUGAAACAGACGAUUUUGCAGCUGGAGCAGGCCAUACCGUCCAGUUUCAUGCACCCCAACUGGCACAUGCUCAAGAAACACUGGCUGGGCAUCAUCGGCAACUGCCAGCAGGCCAGGGACUUCGCCAAGGCCCUCAUAGUCCUGCAGGCCUGCAUAAAACCGGUGGUGUUCGCUAACGUGUGGCACGAACAGCUCGGCCACAUCAAGCUGUCGAGGUUGACGGCCCAAGAGCGGGAGGAACGCAAGAAGAUCGAGAAACGGGAGAAGAAGGAGAGGGACGAAGAAGAGGAGAGGAACAGGAUGAUCGUAACCGGUUACGUGAAGUACACGAUGAGCUUCAAGCAUCAGCUGUGGAAGCAGAAGGGAGAGGAGUACCGUAUCCACGGCAGAUGGGGCUGGUUGUGGAAUUCUUCGUGCAGGGUGUUGAGACAUAUCAAUUGUAACGAGUUGGGCUUGGCGUCCGGUCCUCAGAAGCACGUGGUCAAGUUGAAGGACGUUUCCGGGGUCGUUAAGGUUGUGAAUUUGAAGGCCAACACGUACAAACAUAUGUUGGAGGGAUUUGAGAGGGUCAAAAGUGGUGAUGAUAAUGAGGAGCUCGAAGCCCUGAAAAAGAUGUCCCUGGUUCCUACACCCGAAAAGUUCGAAUCUAUCGAUGUCUCGAAAGCUCUGAGCAGUAACGCUCGCGUAAUAUAUCCGAAAGUGGCGCAAAAAUCAAAGUUGGACAAUCUUUUGGCUAGAAGAAUCCAAUUGAAGGAAAUCGAAGAAAAGAGGAUACUUCAGAACAAGAACGAAGAAAGUAUAAAAGACGAAGAGGCCAUGGAUAUUGAAGAUGACAAUGAUGGUGUGCAAGAGGGAGGUGUAGACAAGCAGUUGACGAAUAUGAUGACCGGUAAAGUUGUCUUGAGCAGUAACACCCCUUCUACUCCAGCUAACAAGGAGAUGUUGAACAAUAUCGCUAAGAAGAUACAUGCGUUGAGGCUGCAGUAUACUACGAUUUCAAAAUUGGCUAAAGAUUUCCAGUGCUAUUCUAAAGGCUGUAACUCAAGCAACUCGACAAAUAGCAUCGAAACCACAUGCUAUUCCCCCCUGUGCAUUCAAAGAAUAAAAGUCAGAAAAGAAUUACUGUCGCUUCUGAAAAAAGCUAAUAUAGCUGCAAAUACCCCAAAUAAACCGCUAUUAACCCCAUUGAAAAAACAUUCAAUACUGGAACAGACCCUGAAAACUCCCAUCGUUAAAAAGGAAGAACAACCAUCCAAUGAGAAUUUACAUAAAGAUUUGAUGAUGUCGAUCCAACAAGGUGUCAAGUACGACGACGACAGUUCAGAUGUAUUCACUCCCUUCCUAGGACCGAAAAAGGAGGUUAAGGAGGAAGAAGAUGUGAUAAUGAAGGACGAAACUGACAGGGAAGAGAAUAAAGUGGAGUUCGAAGACUUGGAUAUAGAAUCCAUGCCACCGCCCGAAAAGAAAUUGAAAAUCUUGGAACCCCGACAGCCCGGUGAUGGAAAUGAUAAUGGGAAGCUAAGAACACCAGAGUCCCUUGGAGGAUACUCGUCCAGACUGCCGUAUCAGAACCGCCGUUUUUGCAAUCAGAGACCCCUGCACAAAAGGGAGGAGACUAAGGUCAAGGCCGAAAAAGCCGAAGAUGGAACCGACAGAGUUUAUUCGGCAGUGGCAACGGCCGGUAAGAUAUACCUGAAGAAACUUCCCAAUAAUACCGAGGUGAAGAAGAAGAGGAGGCUGAACAUCAGAUACCCUGUGUGCUCUACCUUUCAAGCGAAGAGCGGAAUCGAUUCCAUUUUGGUUCUGGCCAAACACGAGGGUAGGAAAUUGGCCAGAAACGCAGGAAGGGUGUACAUAAACGGUUUUAACACGCUGGCCAAGCAGAACCAAGCCGUUUGGCCUUAUCCCUGCGGAAGGCCGUUGUUUAAGACUUGCUGGAUUUACAGAACUGUGAAUCUCAAGUCCUUGUCAGCAGCAGCACUCCAGUUAAAAAUCUUGUGGGUGUGCCUGAGGUGGGACGAUAUGCAGACCAAACCGCCCACCACUGAUGGAAAACAUCAGAUAACCACAGAAACGGAAAUAUUGACGCUUGAACUACUGAAACACAGAUAUAUCGGUCAGUUCAUGGAGAGAACCCAGUAUCUAAGGAGAAAAGUGGUAAUUCCACUGGAACUUCCCAAGACAAUCAGAGAAGUCACUUCUAUAAGAAGCGGACUGAGAAAGAGAAAGAGACCCGAAUCACCUCAAAGCACCAACCCUCAAGUCUCGGAGGAAUGGGUGGAUGAAGAAAAACUCGAAUUGUGGGAAAUCAAGUUGUACGGAGAUAAGCUUGAAAAGGCUAACGCUCAGGUUAUAACCAGGAGCAGAACCGGAAACUUGCCCCCAGCCAGAACGAUAAUAGAUCCGUCAGACACUCCGAAUAAGAUCAUAGCGGGCAAGCCGACUCCUGAGGAGAUCAAGGAGAAGAUGGAGCAGCAACUCAGGCUUCAGAGGGCUGCCCACCAACAGAAACGAGCUCAGGAGGGCAAGAAUCCAGGUGGACACAUUCUGAAGAUGGUUGGAACUACUCCAGCUGCCACUUCUACAACCUCAACUAUUAAAACUACCGCUACAAGUACUAGUAGUAACACCCCAAUUCAACCCAAAGAUGGCCAAAUGAAGAUAGUGAAGAACAUCGUCCUUCCCAACCAGUCUGUCAUCACAGGCAAGAACACCCUGACAUCUCUACUCACAUCCAACAGCAAACACCUAGCCGGAAGGCGAAUUCUCAUGACAAAAGCUCCCGAUGGCACAACAAGAAUGAUAACCAGUCCGAGUGUUGGACCCAAGGGUCUGCACAACAGCCAACAGGGCCUCAUCAAGGUGCAGACUUCUAGCGGACAACAGAUUCAGACUGUUCAAAUUCAGCAACCUGCAGCAGCCAGCACGCCGGUUCUGAAACAACCCGAACAGCCUCAGAAGGUUCAGAUCACCAGAACGUCGGAUGGUAAACUAACCGUAAAGGGCCUCCUGCCCGGUCAGCAACUCAUUCAGUACCCUGACGGAAAGCUUCAGGUUAUUUCGGGAGGUGUUGUUCAACAGCAGGCUGCCAAAACGCCGGGAACACCUGUAGUCACCAAACAGAUCAUUAAAUCCAAUGUGUCAACUCCCGUAGGUAAGGUGGUGGUGCAGGGUAAUCAGGUGAAGCUUCCCGUGCCUCAGAGCCCCAAGACUACCCAGCAGGUCUUCAUCAAGCAGCAGUUGACGCCGGCACAGGUGACGCCGAAGGUCCAGAAUCAGGUCGUUGUCAGCGGUAAUCAGGUCAUACAGCAGCAAGUGGUGGUUAGCGGUAACCAGGUGAUUGGCACCCCUGUGGCCCAGCAACAGGUGGUGACAAAUCAGAUUAUGAUAAACAAUCAAAACCUGGCGCAACAGUUAGCCACCGGAAAGCUCCAAGUGGCAACGAUCAACGGGCAGCAGGUGUUGAUAAGACCUACCGGUAACAACCAGGCUCAAGUCGUCGCACAGUUGAGCGUUUCUCAAGGAAACGUACAACAGAACGUUGUCAACUCCACGCCCACUCUUACUAGUCAGGUCGCCACGCCGAUCAAGCAGAUAGUGCAGCAGCAGCAGCAGCAACAACCACCUCAAACCCCGACCUUGCAACAGGUUGUGCAACAGCCCGCCCAAACCCCAGUAGCGACCCCCGCUAAAUCUUCGGACAAUCAGAUAGACCCGGCAACAAUGGAGCAGCUACUAGUCGGGCAACCGCCUGGCACCGUUAUAAAAUGCGUUACUGCCCAAGUGAUUCAGACUCAGCAAGGACCUCGAAUAGUUCUGCAAGGUUUACAAGGCUCAGAUUUCACGCAGUCGCAGUUGGCCGCGGUUCAGCAGCAGGUUAAGCAGCAGCUCUUGAAAGCACAAGCUUCAACUGGUAAACAAGGAGUGCUAGGACCGACCAAAAUAUACCUGGCUGUUCAACCAAGCAAUCCGGAUUGUGGCAACGCGACCAAUUCUCAACCGCCACCACUCGCUCCGGUUCAACAGAACAUUCAGCCGAAACUAACAUCACAACCUCCACCGUUGAGUCCGAAGAAGCCGCAGCAUUUACUGCAGCAGCUGCAACAACAGCCUACUGAACAGCGUCAGUUGAUAGUCAACGGUCAACAAUUGGUACAAACCCCAACCGUUGUGCAAACAGUCAGAGGUUCUGCUGCACCUUCUAACAAUGCUGUCGCAGCCGUCGGCCAGCAGCAAGAUGCAGCAGCCACCAAUAAAACAGCAUCCGCUGAUUCGACCAGCACGACCCAGGAACAGAACAAACAGUUCAUUGUGACUCCCGAUUACAUCCAGCAAACUAUUAAGAGCGCCCUAAAACAAGAGAACCUGAAUCCAGAAAUCGAAGAGAAACUGCUUCAACUGCAAAGGUAUCAAGAGCGUCAAAUGAAGCAGGAACCAGAUGUUCCUAUACCAGUUACAAGAGUUCAACCGCCACCAGCACCAGCUCCAGUCACACCAAUCAUAAACCGAUUACCUACCACGACACGUAAAAGACCACUGAGUGGUUCUAGGCAUGACGAUGCGGAUUGGGUGAUGGAAACUCCAAAAAGAAGCAGAUCCAGAACUGUAGAACACAAGAAAAUCGAGGAACCAGAAAUUGAACACCCACGAGAGAAGGCUAUAUCGCCCAGAACUAGGGUGAAAUUGAAGGAAAACCUUCAAAGCGAAGAUAAGAAAGCUCUGAUAAAGCCGAAAGUAAUGGCAAGCUUAUUCCGACAUAAAGAGCUGUUGAAGAAGGACAUACUGAGGAAACGAGCUCUACUAGAAAGGGAACUGCAGUGCGAAAUACAAAAGGAAGUAGCGGAUGAGCUAGCGGCAAGGACGAAAUUAGAAAGGACUAAACAGGACGAAGUGCGAACUGGUAGUAGCAAACGUAAGGCUGCUGCUCAACCUACGACUACUUUAGUUCAGCCUCAAACUCCCAGAACGGGCAGGAGUGCUGCUAAGCAGAAAACAACCCCUCAACCGACCACACCGCAAAAUAACCAGAAGCAGCAGACUCAACAACACGUAUCACCUACGCCCAACAUACCUAACCAGCCAAGGAGCAACAGUUCCUCGAAAAAGGAAAAGCUGUAUUGUCUUUGUCGAACCCCCUACGACGAAACCAAGUUUUACGUUGGUUGUGACCUGUGCAAUAAUUGGUUCCAUGGAGAUUGUGUUGGUAUAACUGAAGAGAGCAGUAAGACUUUGACCGAGUUUAUAUGCCAGGAAUGUAAACAGGCCAGUGACACCCAGAAGUUGUAUUGUCUAUGCCAACAGCCCUACGAUAAUUCACAGUUCUACAUAUGCUGCGAUAGUUGUCAGGAUUGGUUCCACGGAAGAUGUGUUGGCAUUCUGCAGUCCGAAGCCGACAACAUAGACGAGUACGUUUGUCCCAGGUGUCAAACGAACUCCCAGGUCAACUAUGCCAAUAUGAAAGACUUGACUCAGAAGGAUUACGAUGGGUUGAAGAAGUUGAUAAAACAGUUACAGAUGCAUAAGAGUGCUUGGCCGUUCAUGGAACCUGUUGAUCCAAACGAGGCACCGGAUUAUUAUAAAGUGAUCAAGGAGCCCAUGGAUCUGCAGAAAGUUGAGCAUAAAAUAAACGAUCACACUUAUACCAAGUUGAGCGACUUCAUAGGGGAUAUGACAAAGAUUUUCGAUAAUUGUCGUUACUACAACCCGAAAGAGUCUCCGUUUUACAAAUGCGCAGAGACCUUAGAGGCAUAUUUUGUAAAUAAGAUAAAAUGCUUUAGGGAUAAACUUUAUGAGACUAACAAAUAAGAGAAUAGUUCAUAAAUAGUUGAAAAUACAUUUUAUAAUUUUAAUGUAAUAAAUGGUAAGCAGGAGUUUGGACGGAUCUCGAUCUCAGUUCAAAAGUUAGUUAUCUUCAGAUAUUCCGUCCAUACUUCGGAAACUUGUAAAUAAUUAGUUGUGAAUAUUCAGCAUUGAUUUUGAUUUGUUAUCCUUUAAGUGCAGGUAUAUCAAAUAUUUAUAAUAUAUGCAUUAACUCACUUUUGUAUUUAUGCAGUUUCAUUCGAGGAUUUUUUUUCAUCUACAUUAGCUGCAGCAGUGACAUCCUAUGUUAUGUAUCAUAUGUAUUUAUAUUUAAUCACUUAGUUAGUGCCAUCUGUAGAUAAAUUUAUUAUUGAAGAGAAUUGUGUUGAGUUGUUUAUUUGAAUUUUCAAAAAUUGGAAAUUUUUAUAUUUGAUUGGUACACAUCGAUCAUUUUAUUGAGAAAAUAAAAAUAUUUACAUAGCCAA
This is a messenger RNA of Harmonia axyridis, 9369 nucleotides long. It is a transcript of the gene E(bx), whose product is annotated as nucleosome-remodeling factor subunit NURF301. Gene Ontology annotation, biological process: regulation of transcription by RNA polymerase II. The transcript has 23 exons. Gene Ontology annotation, molecular function: RNA polymerase II cis-regulatory region sequence-specific DNA binding. NCBI's taxonomy places the organism in Eukaryota, Metazoa, Arthropoda, Insecta, Coleoptera, Coccinellidae. Bases 953 to 8890 code for a protein of 2645 amino acids. Gene Ontology annotation, cellular component: NURF complex. The record is from RefSeq and is a predicted model, not a curated record.